This is a messenger RNA of Phragmites australis (common reed), 850 nucleotides long. RefSeq lists its product as uncharacterized. The record is from RefSeq and is a predicted model, not a curated record. The transcript is spliced from 3 exons. Lineage: Eukaryota; Viridiplantae; Streptophyta; Magnoliopsida; Poales; Poaceae. Bases 298 to 792 code for a protein of 164 amino acids.
UAUACGAUGCCACAUGAGUGUACCCCUUUCUAUAGAAAAAAAACUGGAAAACAUAGUACUUUAUAUAUUAGGGGGAAGAAGAGGCAACAUAUAUAUUCAAGAGUCAGGACUAACAAAACCUGCAAGCAUGGCCAUGAAUGCGAAGAAGUGGAGGGCGGCGGCGGGGGAGGAAUGCAUGGAGACCACCUUCCUCGCGUUCCCCGGCCAUUUUUCUGCAGCUCCUCGGUGUUGACGAGGACAUAAAUUAUGCCGUCUUAUCGCACCAUUUUUUUAAUCCCAUGCUGACAUCUAGCAAUAAUGCGAAUGAAAUUGCAUCACGCAUGGACCUCUCGUUACCUUAAGAGGAGGAGCCGCAGGAAGCCAAGAGCACGAGCACACGCGCAGGAGCAUUUGAACUUUGAAGGGAUUGUGCAGGGGUACGAGAUGAAGCGUCCCUCUGUGCUCGUUUUGCUAAUAUUUGCCUUUGUUGGAGGCAAUCUGUUCAUGGGUAUCUCCUCCAGCGCAAGAAUCGCCCAAAAUUCCUCAGAACCAGGCUAUGGAAGCAUUGAGCUAAACGGCAGGAGGCUAAAGGAAAGAUACACUUCUACUGUUCGAAAGACAAGGGGCCUGGAAAAAACUAGGACGGACGACUACCAACCUGUCGAUCCAAGCCCAAGCUCGAAAGCAACUAUCAGGCCAGGCCCAAUUGAGCAUGGCACUCCAAUUCUCCCUUAUGUACCGCGAUACCCGCCGCCAACUGGACACCCUAAGGACACGCCUCCUGCUGAAUCCCCUGGAUCUCCUUUCACCUAGGUGCACACUGAAAUACUCCAAAUAUGGCCAGCACCUGCAUAACCGCUAUGUGGCUGGA